Molecule: messenger RNA, 2505 nt
Organism: Eremothecium gossypii ATCC 10895
Lineage: Eukaryota; Fungi; Ascomycota; Saccharomycetes; Saccharomycetales; Saccharomycetaceae
Gene: BRO1
Product: Bro1p
Exons: 1
Coding region: 1-2505 (834 amino acids)
Biological process (GO): protein transport to vacuole involved in ubiquitin-dependent protein catabolic process via the multivesicular body sorting pathway
Cellular component (GO): endosome
Molecular function (GO): protein binding
Source: RefSeq, marked provisional
AUGAAGACUGCACUGAUUGGCCUGAAACUCAAGGAUACCGAGCCCUUGGACUGGUCCAAAGCGCUGGCGUCGUACCUCAAGAGGAACUACGGGCAGCACCAGUGGUCGCAGUUCUACGAUGACAAGAAAAGCGCGGAGCUGGACCAGCUGCGGAUCAGCGCGAACUCAGACCUGGGGCUGGAGGCGCUGCUGGAGCAGAAUCUGCGGUACUAUGGGUUUCUGGAGCAGCUGUACCUGCGGCUGGGGAGCCAGUCCGUGCAGUUGAAGCUGGACUACACGUGGUACGACGCGGAGCACGGGAUGAACGGGGGGCAGAAGUACAAGCAACACACGCUGGUGUUCGAGAAGUCGAGCACGCUGUUUAACAUCGGGGUGCUACUGGCCCAGCUGGCGGGGGAGCAGCUGCGCGCAAGCUACAAGGAGGCGAUCCCGCAGCUCGCGCGGGCGGUGGCGUGCUUCGAGUACAUGAGCGAAACGUUUCUGAACUCGCCGUCGGUGGACCUGCAGGCGGAGAACACGGGGUUUCUGGCGGCGCUGCUGCACGCGGAGGCGCAGGAGCUGUUCCUGCUCAACGUCAUCAACGGGGGCGACGCGGCCAGGCGGGCGUCACUGCUGUGCCGGCUUUCGUACACAUGCGCGAGGUUCUACCGCAAGUGCGUCGAGUUCUACAAGGCGGACGGGGCGGAUGAGGCGGCGGCGGCGGUGCCCUACGGGGAGGCCAAGUGGCGGGACGUGGUGAACAUGAAGAUGCACUUGUAUGAGGGCGUCGCGGCCUACAACAGCGCGCUGGUGCUGGAGCAGGCAGGAAAGAUUGGGCAUGCAGUGGGGCUGCUCGAGAAGGCGGCUGCGUCGAUGGCGACUGCGAACACACACCGAAAGGCGUUGCAGGGCACUGCGUACCUGCGAGACGAGGUUGAUCUGGACGGGAUAUCGUCUGUGGUCAACGAGAAGCUGAAAACGACCGCGAAGGAUAACGACUACAUCUACCACGACCACGUUCCCUCCGAUAUCAGCUUGGACAGUACCAAGCUCAUGGACGCGAUCAAGGUCCCGGAGUUCGACGCGGUGGUGGGCCCCUACCUUGAGGCGGCCACCGAAACAUGCAAUGACCUCUUCCGGGGUAUUGUGCCCAUGGCAGUGUACGAACGCGAGAGUAUGUAUACGGAGGAGAAAACACAGCUGCUCAGGCGCGAAGUGGAUGCCGUUGAGCAGGCAGAUUGGGAGUACCAGUCCUUUGUGGAUUUCACGAACUUGCCAAAACUGUUGGACGACCUUGAGCGCAGAUUUUUGGAUACUAGCUCCAGCUCUGAGGAUGCCGAGGUCGUGCAUAUGCGGGAACAGCUGCAGUCGUGGGCUGACGCAGUGCGCCAAAGUUCGUUCAAUGACAUAGAACAGCAAUCUAAAAACAUUCUGCGCACCAGAAACGACAUAAUGGCGUUGCUGUCGUCGGUUCCACCGGAGAAUAAAGAAGAUGUGGUCAAAAUCAAGUCCUCUUUGUUGCAAGCGUCGCAGUCCGACGAGAAGCUAUUUUCACAGGUAAAACCGUACGUUAACGAAAUACAACUUUUGAACAACCCGACGCUACUUUGGAACAACUUUAACACAUUUACCACUUCGCAGCCUACUCCUGACCUGCUAGAUCUGGAUCAUUCAAAGGCUGACGAGGUUUUGGCUAAAAUACGCCAAAUCCGGCAACUUUACGAGAAUCUCAAGCUGCUCAAAGAGGAGCGUACGAGUAUUAUGAAGGACUUGAAGGACUUGGUCAAUCAGGAUGAUAUUACUAAACAGCUAAUACUCAACAACAAUAAGUCGGAUUCGCAGAUCAAGACGCUCUUCCAGGAGGAAUUAGAGAAGUUCCGGCCUUUCGGCAGCCGUAUCGAGGCCACGGUAUUCAAGCAAGGCAACACCAUAAAGGAUAUUAAGAUUGGCCUAGAUACCAUCUUCAAAUUGGCUGACGUGCAAGAGAAAACUUCAGCGCAGAAGCAGGCUGCCUCUCAGAGGAAGGAGUUCUUUUCCAAAUUGCAGAAAGCUGCCACUGCGUUCAAAUUAUUUGAGACUGAUUUGCCAAAGGGGCUAUCGUUUUAUGACUUGCUAUACAAAAUGACAAAGGAGAUGCAUGACUUGAGUGUUACAAAACGCACAACCGACUCUGAUCUAGCUUCGAAUAUGGCAGGGCUUAAUAUUUCGUCGAGUAAGGAGACAGCAAAAUAUAAUCCUCAGCCAUUGACGGCCCCACCGCUGGCUCCUAGGACGUAUAUGCCUCCACCGCAAGCCUAUAAUCGCAAUCUUGACAUCCGCAAUGCCAACACGUAUGGCAAUAAUCUUAAUGCAGGAUCGUUAGGCCAACGGCCCCGGCUCCCACAGAAAAUUCCGACUGGUAUUAGUGGCCUUGAAACCCAAAAUGAUCCGAAGUUGAGUGAGGAGGAGAGUAUACGAAACCCUACCAACUUCUAUAACACACCAUCCGUUUUUAACGAGAGUAUGUAUUCAAAGUUUAGCCAUUAG